This is a messenger RNA of Rhodofomes roseus, 1051 nucleotides long. RefSeq lists its product as uncharacterized. The record is from RefSeq and is a predicted model, not a curated record. NCBI's taxonomy places the organism in Eukaryota, Fungi, Basidiomycota, Agaricomycetes, Polyporales, Fomitopsidaceae. Gene Ontology annotation, biological process: regulation of DNA-templated transcription. The transcript has 4 exons. Gene Ontology annotation, cellular component: nucleus. Gene Ontology annotation, molecular function: protein heterodimerization activity. The coding region runs from base 127 to 810 and encodes 227 amino acids.
GUGACGUUUCGCGUCGUGCAUGAGCCACAAGCGCGCCCGGCCAACGCGUCUUCACCGACUUCCUCCACAGCACGCGUCUGUUCGCCGCCCUGUUCCUGCAGAACACGACAACAGACACUCGAAAUUAUGUCAGACAACUCUGCACACAUGUCUCCGCCAGAUUCGCCCGACGUACCACUGGCUGGCCUGGAGGAGGACGAUGGGACGCAAUCAGAACCGAUCGACGUGCCAGACGAUCUACAGAACGACGAAGAGGAGGAGGAGACACAGGAAGGAGAGACAAGGGGGCAGGGCGAAACUGCCACGCGUGACAAAGAGUCUCGAAAACGGGAGAAGGUCGUCUUCGACGCGAAGAGGCAGCCGGGCAAGACGCACCUCCCGAUCGCGAGAGUGCGGAAGGUGUUGAAAGCAGACAGGGAGCUGCCUAUGGUGCAGAAAGACGCCGCGUUUCUAUUCGCUGCGGCUGCAGAGGAAUUCACGAUGCGGCUAGCUGCCGCGGUGGACCGUGUGGUGCAUAGGGACAACCGACUGACCGCACAGUACAAAGACGUUGUGUCCCUCUCACGAAGAGACGAGUUCGUCUUCAUGGAUGAGAUCAUCGCAUCAAUACCGUCGUCACAAGCCAAACGCAAAGUCAAGGACCUGGUGGUUGACGACAAGGAAGGUAAGCGGAAGAAAAAGAAAGUCGGGCCUAUGGACAAGUUCUUGGGCGCGAAGAAGGGCUCGGAUGAGGCGGACGAUGCUCAAGACGAGUCGGAGGCGCAAGUCACUAUGAACGAGGAUGGAACGAUGUCAAUGUCUCUGGAAUGACAAGACUUUCCAUCUGAGGUUGCGAUGUCCUUCCCCAGCGUCGCUUGGAAACCGCUGUCUGUCUGGAGUCACCAUGCCAGGCCACUGCUGGCCACUGGUUGGUCUAUCGUGUCUAUUUAUGUCAGGUGCCACAGCCAGUGUUCAUCGACCUUGAUGGGCUUAUGCGUCGGCGCCCUCCUACGAGCGAAUGCAUGCACAGCGAAUGUAUCUCGCAGAACUGAUUGAUAUACACCUCGCUGGA